Electrophorus electricus (electric eel) is the source of this 1573-nucleotide messenger RNA. RefSeq names its product Spi-1 proto-oncogene a (gene spi1a). The record is from RefSeq and is a predicted model, not a curated record. Gene Ontology annotation, biological process: regulation of transcription by RNA polymerase II; cell differentiation. Gene Ontology annotation, molecular function: sequence-specific DNA binding; DNA-binding transcription factor activity, RNA polymerase II-specific. Gene Ontology annotation, cellular component: nucleus. Lineage: Eukaryota; Metazoa; Chordata; Actinopteri; Gymnotiformes; Gymnotidae.
CUAUCAAAGUCAGGAAGUUACACACAGCACUGUAGACAGAAGUAUCAGUGAGGGACAAUAAAGUGCAGUUCUUACUAUUUCACUUUCUUUUCUUUAUUAGACGGUUACCUGGAGAAAGGAUCAUUUUAAAUACAUACCACUUAAAAAAGAUAUCAUAGACUAAAGAUCCUGAGAGGUAAUUUGCAGUUCAUACAAUGUAUUCUGAUUAGCUGAAAAACAGAGAAAAGUAUAACAAGUAGUAUAUGAUUACGAAGUCUUGACAGAAUGGAGGGCUGUGUCAUAUCAUCUCCAUCAGAAGAAAUGAUUGCGUAUGAUCAAGUUUUUCGACCAAUGUAUGAGUUCUACCCCCAGCUUCCCAGCAUUUUAGAUGGUCAUAUGGGGAAGGGAUACUGCACUACUGAGGUGCAGAUUACCAGAAUCCAUCCCACUAAAGAGACAGGCUGGGACUACCAAACCGUUCACAUUCACCAAAGUGACCUGGAGGUCCCUCCAAGUAGUCACUUCACUGAACUGCACUCUGCCCCAUAUUGCUAUACAAACGUGGAGUCGUUUCACGCCCCUCUGGAUUCAGGACUUCUGCCUGUGCUCACUCCUCAGUAUGUCACUCUCCCACGGUAUGAGUGCUCCCCUCACGCCCCCUGCAGCACUGAUGAUGAAGAUGUGAGGGGCCGCAGCCCACCCUUCGAGGUGUCAGAAGGGGAAGAGGAGCAUGAGGAGAAGCAUGGUGCCAGCUCCGCUGGUGUACCAGGCAACAAAAGAAAAGUACGUCUUUAUCAGUUCCUCUUGGAACUGCUGAGAGAUGGGGAUAUGAAAGACUGUAUUUGGUGGGUGGACAGAGAGAGAGGCACCUUUCAGUUCUCUUCCAAGCACAAGGAGAUGCUAGCCAGUCGCUGGGGUCUGCAGAAAGGCAACCGUAAGAGAAUGACCUAUCAGAAGAUGGCCAGGGCCUUGCGAAACUACAGCAAGACUGGAGAGGUAAAAAAGGUCAAGAAGAAACUGACAUACCAGUUCAGUAGUGAGGUGCUGCGAAAGAUUCCAGUAGAAAGAAAAUAUCGCCAAUAAAGAGAGGAAUCCUGCAGCGCUAUGCUGCAUGACAGCAGACAUCUCUGCAGAACCAAUGGAGAUCACCGAAGUCUGACUUCAACUGUUUAUCUCAGGGACUUCAUACUAGACAAAUACUUUUAGGACUUCUUUUUAAGACAUGGUAUAAAUUUUAUAAUUGUUUCCUUGUGUGUGCAUAGAUGUAAUUUAUAGAGUAUAAUGAAAAACAUCCAUCAGUGUGACUUAUUUCCAUGAAUUGUUCCAAAUACUACAAAUCACAGCUUGCGGGAUGUCAUAUUAGGAGAAACUAUAAUAUGUAGACCUACAGGUUGGGAUUUCAAAAAUUAACAUCCUCGCACUAAUUAGAGCUUUGAAUGCACUGCCCCCUAGUGGUUUGAUCCACAUACAAAACCAUGCAUCUUUAUAUAAAAACGCUAUUAGGAAUUACUGCUUACUCAGUCAGACCACAAUGUUAGAGACACAAUUUUUAUUUAUGUUUUAAAACUAUGUAUAAAUUCUCUGAGAUUUCAAA